CGUCCGCAUGAAGCUCUAUAAAAACGAGCCGUGUGAACAUGAGAUCUCUCAUAUCUAAAUAUCCAGAGAGAGAUGGCGGAAAGCAAAGGGAGAGGCAUAACGGUUCUGAUGCUACCAUGGCUAGGCUACAGCCAUGUAUCAUCUUACCUAGAGCUCGGCAAAAGACUCACCAAAAGAGGUGUUUCUGUUCAUCUAUGUUCAACCCCAGUGAAUCUAGCCUCAGUCAAAAAAGCCCUUCUAAACAGCCCUUCAAUAAAAACAAUCGAGAUCCAUCUUCCCAAUUUGCCAGAACUUCCUCCUCAUUACCACACAGUAAAUGGCCUCCCACCAAACCUCCUCUCCACUCUGAGAAAAGCCUUUGACAUGGCAGCCCCGAACUUGUCGGAUAUCAUUCGAACAUUAAAACCAGAUUUGCUUAUAAACGAUAUUUUCCAACAUUGGGCGCCGCAAGUGGCUCUGUCCCAGAAUGUUCCAACGGUCUCGUACAUCACAAAUGGCGCCGUGACGACGUGUUACUGGACUCAUUUUGAGAUUAAUGGGCGCCACUCUCCGUUUCCUUAUCCGGAAAUAUAUGUCACGGACUAUGAAAAGGCCAAGUUUGAGAAAUUGAUGAAAGUGCAUGCUCAUGGCAUCGGGACGGCUGAGCGUGUCAGCUCUUGCGUCAGGGAAUCAAAACUGAUUUUAGUCAAGAGCUGUGAUGAGAUUGAGGGAAAGUAUAUUGACUAUUUUUCUACUCUGUGUAGGAAAAAAGUUCUCCCAGUUGGUCUACUUGUUUCUGAGACUGUUGAUUGGAAACAAGAUGAUGAUUGCGAGAUUUUCGAGUGGCUUGACAAAAAAGAUGAGGCAUCAACGUUGUUUGUUUCGAUGGGGACCGAGUGUCACUUGUCGAAGGAAGAGGUGGAGGAGAUGGCUUCUGGACUCGAGCUGAGCGGUGUGAAUUUUAUAUGGGUUGUUAAGUGUCCCGACAGAGAUUUUAUCGGUGAUUUUCUUAAAAUAUUUCGCGAAAGAAUUGGAGAAAAGGGAAUUAUUUUAGAGACAUGGGCACCGCAGACCAGGAUAUUAGCGCAUCCAAGCAUCGGGGGAUUCGUGAGUCAUUGUGGACGGGGUUCGGUGACGGAGGCAUUAGCCUACGGCGUUCCGAUCAUUGCAAUGCCAAUGCAGUAUGAUCAGCCGCUGAAUGCUAGAGUGGUGAACGAGGCUGGGUUGGGCGCGGAGGUUAAGAGAGAUGGGAAUGGGAGAUUCCGGGGAAGCGAUAUUGCAGAAGUUAUAAAGAAAGUUGUGGUGCACAAGGAUGGGGAUGAAAUAAGACGGAAGACGAAAGAUUUGAGCAAGAGCCGGAGGGAGAGUGGGGACAAAUAUGUAGAUAUCGUGGUGGAAGAAUUGCUUCAGCUUUGUAAUAUCUAGUUCGGGGAGUUUAUAUGAAUAAUUAUAUUGUGAGUGAUUAAGUUUAUCAUGUAUUCCAUAUAAUAAUAAAUAAAAAAAUUUAAUUUUAUAUUCUAACAUAA
This is a messenger RNA of Daucus carota subsp. sativus, 1505 nucleotides long. RefSeq names its product UDP-glucosyltransferase 29-like. The record is from RefSeq and is a predicted model, not a curated record. Bases 73 to 1404 code for a protein of 443 amino acids. NCBI's taxonomy places the organism in Eukaryota, Viridiplantae, Streptophyta, Magnoliopsida, Apiales, Apiaceae. The transcript has a single exon. Gene Ontology annotation, molecular function: UDP-glycosyltransferase activity.